UGUCCCUAUUAUUCCUUAUCUCUAUGUAACUCACAUAAAUUCUCCGCUUGGAAGUGAUAGCAAACGUGAACUUAUAUUCCAAGAAGAGCCUUAUCGGACACAUUGGGCUACAAACAAGGAGCAACGAAAUUUGUGGUCAUGAAUAUCCACCUCUGAUGAGAAACUUCCACACAUCUCAACUAAAGGCGCCCCAUCUCCGUGAACAGGAGACGGCGCUAUGCAUAUCCAUCAGCCGUUCACUAUUCGCGGUGGGGAAUGUAUAUUGGAGCAUUCCUGUCCCUCCUUCUGGUCCGCCUCUCGAAAGUGUCUGUCAAGAUCAACGUCGACAGAGACGCGUCUCUAUCUUUGUGACAAACUCCGAUCCCUCUAGGGAUUAUGGUCUUCGUGCACCAAGGUUUGUGCAGUUGGAUUGCGAACACUUCUUCACGCGAAGCUCUUACUACGAGACACCUCAUUCGUAUGCUUAUUGCCCACUCUGCAUAUGGAGGAUACCUUACUAUCUCUAUCACUGCCAAAUGGAGAACGAACUGAUGGAGAAGUACUGGAUUAUCACGGAGGAGAAUGUGGGAAUACUUGGGCGCAAUUUUCAGAUGACGUUCCGGUUGGACACCAACCCUUGCGCGCCUUUGUUUUGGAAAGAUGAUGCUGAGGUUUGAAAGGUCCCGCUGAGUAUGAGGUUUAAAAGUGUUUUAUGAUACCAUAUAUAUUUCAUGUCUUGCAUCAGCGACAGUGUGUGGAUCGUUGUAAUCGUAAU
Molecule: messenger RNA, 754 nt
Organism: Dothidotthia symphoricarpi CBS 119687
Lineage: Eukaryota; Fungi; Ascomycota; Dothideomycetes; Pleosporales; Dothidotthiaceae
Exons: 1
Coding region: 156-656 (166 amino acids)
Source: RefSeq, a predicted model, not a curated record